Molecule: messenger RNA, 2049 nt
Organism: Didymosphaeria variabile
Lineage: Eukaryota; Fungi; Ascomycota; Dothideomycetes; Pleosporales; Didymosphaeriaceae
Exons: 5
Coding region: 1-2049 (682 amino acids)
Molecular function (GO): protein binding
Source: RefSeq, a predicted model, not a curated record
AUGGAUGGAGCCUCAGCUAUCAUCACUUUCGUUGUUGUUGCCUUGCAGUCGGCUAAAGCAGUGCACGGAACGCUUUCCGCGGUCAAGGAUGGUCCGCAUAACCUUCAAAAUGUCAUACACAGCGUCGAAGAGCUGAAGAACAUACUCGAGCGAGUAGAAAACAUCCUGCGCUCCGGGUCAAACCGCGGCGACGUCGACCUAAUUGCAUUCUCUGGAUUCGCCGAGAGGUGUGCGGAGGACAUGAGGCGUUUUGACGAGGGCAUCGGAAAGCUCAUCGUCUCGCCAAAGUCGAAGAAGUUAGGAAGGUUCUGGAAGCGACUGAAGACUGCACUAGAUGAGAAAGAGUUGGAUCGCAUGCGGAGUAUUCUUCAAAGUCACACGUCGAGCCUCGCUUUGCGAAUUAUAACAUAUCAGAGUGCACAGACGUCGGCUUCAGCUUCACAGAUCUCGCGGAUACAGGACAUUGUGGAGACAUUGGGAGACCACUUCAGUCGUCUGAAUCAUCACGAGAGCCACCCGAAAAGCUUGCUAUCUCACGGUGCGGAAGGCACGACUGCGUUGCAGAUUAAGCCCACGUGGACAAGUGAAUUAGAGCACAGCAUAUCUAGGCUCUGCGAUCUGGUAGAUGCGGAAGGACAAACAAGAGACUCUGAUUAUGCCGAACAAUUAAUAGAAGACCUCAAGAAGCUAUUGGAUACUGCUUAUAAUCUUGAAUCCCAGAUACCAGAGAUCGGAAGUGCAGCGGAGACAUCUCUUGGGUCAUACGUCGAACCAGCGUCAAAUCUAGCUAAAGAACUCAAGCUUGCCUCAAGCCUGGUUUCCUCCGCCCCUUUCAUAUCCAUCAACAGUAAAGAGCAAGCCAAGCGCUACAAAUUCAACUCCCCGCCAGAGAUGUUCACACAGCAACAGCGCAAGCGAAAAUUCAUUGAUAUGGAACAUGGGACCCUGACGGUCACGACGAACAAGCGCUGCCGAAUCACCAGGAGUCAGAGAGAUCGCACACUGAGCCAGACGACUCCUGGUACGGCAACACAUGCGGUCAGGAAUCCCUCAAUGUGCAAGUACCUCAUCCAGAAUGGUUUGGAUGUCGAUGAAGUAGUCGGAUGGACAUCGUACGAAACAACACCAUUGCAUGAAGCAAUGAAUUACAGCAAUAGCGAAACAGCUGCGCUGCUUCUUGAAGCCGGUGCUGACCCUACUGUUGAUUUUAGAGGGACACAGAACGUCAUAUGUCGGAGUGCGCUUGGUGGCACAUCCAUGCAUGACCUAGUCCUUGGACGUAUCCUCAUUGACAGCCAUCACCUCGACGUGUUCAACCAAAGAGACGCGCAGGGUAAAACUCCAUUCCUAACCGCAUGCUCUCAUGCUGAUGCAGUACGGAGUGUACUGGAACUAUUUGUCGAAAAAGGAAGCAACAUACACGACAGAAAUUAUGACGGGGAGACCUGUUUACAUCGACUUUGUUCUAAGGACGGUUAUAGUUACAUUAUUCCCGAGAACAUGCGCGAUUGCCUCGAUUUUCUCUUAGAACAAGGCGCAGACCUCAGAGUCACAGAUGACAAGGGCCGUUCAGUUGCCGAUGUCGCAUACUCGCACAUGGGUACACGCUUCCGCGGUAUGGUUGGAGACGUUUUUGACGCUUGUCUUGCGAGACACGGGUAUGAUCUCUAUGAAUUCAGAAAAAGAAAACCUAGGGUAGCGCGGUAUAACGAGGUGUACCAGAGGAUAGAUUUUGAGCGGCUAUGGGAGGGCAUCGAAGAUCAAUGUCCUUAUUGGGAUGAUAAGCCAUGGCCAAGUGACGAGCACGAAAACUUGGAUGAGUGCGAUGAUUCAGCUUGCUCUGGGGAGAGCUUCGAGGAUGAAACAUUUAGCGAAGGAACGGACGUUGAUACUGAUAUGGAGUACGACAAAGGUGGCGACUAUUAUGGCGAUUUAUUUGAAGAGUAUGACGAAAGCGACGAGCGGUCGGGUACAGGGACAUUCAUGGCUACCGAUGAGGUUUUGGAACCAUCAGUAGAAGAGUUUGAUGAGAACGUCGUGGGGUCGUAG